Pichia membranifaciens NRRL Y-2026 is the source of this 1029-nucleotide messenger RNA. RefSeq lists its product as hypothetical. Lineage: Eukaryota; Fungi; Ascomycota; Pichiomycetes; Pichiales; Pichiaceae. Gene Ontology annotation, biological process: positive regulation of anaphase-promoting complex-dependent catabolic process; anaphase-promoting complex-dependent catabolic process; positive regulation of ubiquitin protein ligase activity. The transcript is spliced from 2 exons. Gene Ontology annotation, molecular function: ubiquitin ligase activator activity; anaphase-promoting complex binding; protein binding. Gene Ontology annotation, cellular component: anaphase-promoting complex. The record is from RefSeq and is a predicted model, not a curated record. The annotation marks the transcript as partial.
GUUCUUGAUGCACCAGGGUUGAGAAACGAUUAUUACUCCAACCUUGUGUGCUGGGCUAAUAAGUCAGAUACAAUUGCUGCUGGAUUAGGAUCUAUUGUAUAUUGCUGGAGUGAAACUUUAGGGACAAUUCCAUUACAGACUUUCGGGAAUGACUUGAUAUCGGCUUUGUCAUAUAGUUCGGACGAUUUCUUAGUUGUUGGUACAAAAGAGUCCAAAAUUUACCUCUAUAAACCAAAGUCAAUUCAUGUUAUUGCAUCAUAUUCCUUGAAAAAUCAUUCCAGUACAUGUUCAAUUAAAUGGAUUCCUGAAUCACAUUACUUUUUUGUAGGGAAUGAUGUUGGAGAAGUAACAUUAUUUGAAACAAAAGCUGUUGUCAGCUAUAGCAUCAAACAGAAAGUGACAUUCAAAUGUGAUCAGCAGCAGAUUUGUGGUAUUGAUGUAAAUCAUUUAGGAAAACAAUUAGCAAUUGGUGCUAACAAUAAUAGCAGUAGUAUCUGGGAUAUAUCCGAUUUGUGUAAACCCAAAAAACUGUUUCAUUUGAAGCAUGAGGCUGCGGUAAAAGCAGUUGCCUUUUGUCCGUGGAUGCCAAACUUAUUGGCAACUGGUGGAGGAAGCCGUGACAAAAAUAUACGGUUUUGGCACUCGAAGUCGGGUACUUUGAUAAGCAAGCACAAAACAAAGGGCCAGAUUACUGCAGUUGUAUGGUCUAGAUCCAAAAAAGAAUUAUUGGUCACUUUUGGGUUCGGUGAUUGUUCUGAUAAAAAUAGUAUACUUGCAGUUUAUUCUUACCCGACUAUGAAGUUAAAAGUAAAGGUUAAUGCACCAUCUGAUAUGAGAAUUUUGACAGCCGACCUAUCAAAUGACUUUAGUUCUAUCUGUACAUCAAUUAGCGACCAGUCGGUUAGAAUUUACAACGUUUGGAAUUCUAAAUUUGAUUUGAAAUCGGGUAUAUAUGAUAACGGUAUAUAUGGCAGCGAGAUUAUAGAUACAGAAGAGGGUGUUGAUAAAGCAAUAGACAUUAUAAGAUGA